Molecule: messenger RNA, 3916 nt
Organism: Suricata suricatta (meerkat)
Lineage: Eukaryota; Metazoa; Chordata; Mammalia; Carnivora; Herpestidae
Gene: PPP6R2
Product: protein phosphatase 6 regulatory subunit 2
Exons: 24
Coding region: 213-3128 (971 amino acids)
Cellular component (GO): cytosol; nucleus
Molecular function (GO): protein phosphatase regulator activity; protein phosphatase binding
Source: RefSeq, a predicted model, not a curated record
ACGAGACCCUCUUCUGACCCUUUCUUGGCUCUGCUGCGUAGUCCUCCCUGGACCAAGCCAGUCCUGGUGAAGAGACUAUAAAUCUUCCACUGAAUGAAAAAAUCUUUCUUAACGUUGCCUAUAGCCCAAGAAAAACACCCCAAAUGUUUUUAUAUUCUGUUUGAAUUCAAAAGUAAACAAGAAGUUUUCAUAGAAGCUUCGUGGCCGUCACCAUGUUCUGGAAGUUUGACUUGAACACCACGUCCCACAUCGACAAGCUGCUGGAUAAGGAGGACGUGACGCUGCGCGAGUUACUGGAUGAAGAUGACGUCCUGCAGGAGUGCAAGGCUCAGAACCAGAAGCUGCUGGGCUUCCUCUGCAGGCAGCAGUGCAUGGAGGAGCUGGUGAGCCUCAUCACACAGGACCCGCCCCUGGACAUGGAGGAGAAGGUCCGCUUCAAGUAUCCAAACACAGCCUGUGAGCUGCUGACAUGUGACGUGCCGCAGAUCAACGACAGACUAGGAGGGGAUGAGACUUUGCUGAACCUUCUUUACGACUUCUUGGACCAUGAGCCGCCUCUGAAUCCUCUGCUCGCCAGUUUUUUCAGCAAGACCAUUGGCAACCUCAUUGCAAGAAAGACUGAACAGGUGAUCCUGUUCUUGAAGAAGAAGGACGGGUUCAUCAGCCUGGUGCUGCGGCACAUCGGCACCUCGGCCCUCAUGGACCUGCUGCUGCGCCUCGUCAGCUGUGUGGAGCCGGCCGGGCUCCGGCAUGAGGUCCUGCAUUGGCUUAAUGAGGAGAAGACCAUCCAGAGGCUGGUGGCGCUGAUCCACCCCAGUCAGGAUGAAGAUCGACAGUCCAACGCCUCUCAGACUCUCUGCGACAUCAUCAGGCUGGGCAGAGAGCAGGGCACUCAGCUGCAGGAGGCCCCGGAGCCAGACCCCCUCCUCACAGCGCUGGAGUCGCAGGAGUGUGUGGAGCAGCUUCUGAAGAACAUGUUUGAUGGAGACCAGACCGAGAGCUGUCUCGUUAGUGGGACUCAGGUGUUACUUACCUUGUUGGAGACAAGGCGGGCUGGGACAGAGGGCUUGGUGGACUCCUUCUCUCAGGGACUGGAAGGGCUGUGUGCCGUCAGCAGCAGUGUGCUGCACGGCAUUGAGCCGCGACUGAAGGACUUCCAUCAGCUUCUGCUCAGCCCGCCAAAGAAAAAAGCGAUCCUGACCACCAUUGGCGUGCUGGAGGAGCCCCUGGGGAACGCCCGUCUGCACGGCGCCCGCCUCAUGGCUGCACUGCUGCACACGAACACGCCCAGCAUCAACCAGGAGCUCUGCCGGCUCAACACCAUGGGCUUGCUGCUGGACCUGUUUUUUAAGUACACCUGGAAUAACUUCCUGCAUUUCCAAGUGGAACUCUGCAUAGCCGCUAUUCUCUCCCACGCCGCCCGCGAGGACAGGGCAGAAGCCAGUGGGCUGGAAAGCAGGGUGGAGCUUCUUCCCGAGAACGGGGACCCAGAGGCCCCCCAGUCUGCUGCCAGCCGCCCUGAGAACACAAUGGUGACCCACCUGUUCCAGAAGUGCUGCCUGGUCCAGCGGAUCCUGGAGGCCUGGGAAGCCAACGAUCAUGCACAGGCAGCGGGUGGCAUGAGGAGAGGCAACAUGGGCCACCUUACCCGGAUCGCCAACGCAGUGGUGCAGAAUCUGGAGAGGGGCCCCAUGCAGAGCCACAUCAGUGAAGUCAUCCGAGGGCUCCCUGCAGACUGCCGUGGGCGCUGGGAGAACUUUGUGGAGGAGACCCUGGCAGAGACCAAUCGCAGGAACGCCGUGGACCUGGUAAGCACCCACCACCUUCACCCCUCGAGUGAGGAUGAGGACAUGGAGGGCGUUUUCCCUAAUGAGCUGUCCCUGCAGCAGGCUUUCUCCGAGUACCAGGUCCAGCAGAUGACAGCCACCUUCGUGGAUCAGUUUGGCUUCAAUGACGAGGAGUUUGCAGACCAGGAUGACAGUGUCAAUGCUCCCUUCGACAGGAUCGCUGAGAUCAACUUCAGCAUCGAUGCUGAUGAGGACAGUCCCAGUGCAGCUCUGUUUGAGGCCUGCUGCAGUGACCACAUCCAGCCCUUUGACGAUGACGAGGAGGAUGACAUCUGGGAAGACAAGGAGACGCACUGCACUGCCCGGGUGACGGCUAGAGCCAGGUUCGGGGGCCCUCACACCUCAGAGAGCUGCUCAAAGAAUGGCCUGGAGCGUGGAGGCCAGGACAGGAAGGAGGGCUUGGAGGCAGACAAGGCUGUGGCUCGGGCAGGUGCCCCUCUGGCCUCUUCCCAGAAGGAAGGUCCUCGCUCCGAGGGUGGCUCAGAAGGAGGCACCUCGUGGGCGGUAUUUGAUGAGACCGUGAACUCACCAGUGCCGGUUCCAGGAGUGGCAGUGGAUGUGGGUUCCGGCGUGUGGGCAUCCAGCACCCCCAGCCCCUCAGCUUUGGAGGAAAAAGGCUGGGCCAAGUUCACCGACUUCCAGCCUUUCUGCUGCUCCGAGUCGGGGCCCAGGUGCAGCUCCCCGGUGGACACGGGCCACAGCGGUGCCCAGGAUAGCCUGAAUCAGGGCCCGGAGAGGACCCAUGCACGCGUGGGCUCGAGGCUGUGCCCUGCGGCUCCUCCAUCCUCAACUCCCUGCCCUGUAGUAGGCCCGGCUUCCCCAUGUGCCUGGAACGCGUGUGUCACCAGGAAGGUCCCCCCAGUGGUCUCUGACAACACUGAGGAUGAGCAGAAGAUGGCCGGUGCCACGGAGGCUGUCAGCAUGGGUCCCAGCCGGGAGGCCCCCCUGCCACCCGCAUCAGUCCCCAGGGCUGAGUGCACCGCCAGCACGCUGCCAGACCCCACCUCCCCUGCGCCUGCAGAAGCAACCUUCACCCCGGCAGCAGCUGUCCCCCCGGAGGCUGCUGUGGCGGCCACCACGGCGCUGAGCAAAGCCAAUCCCACCCCGGCCGCCCUGGCAGUUGCUCCCGUGUUGAGUGUGGCAGUCCCAGCAGGGCCCGUAGCGGCCAUAACCACUGCAGCCCCAUCCGCGUGCACAACAGCCAUCCCGGGGACAGCGACGAGAGACAGGAAGAUGGAUGCCCCCCCGUCCGCAGGAGCGGCCUCCAACGGCCCCGUGUGAUGCUGCAGCUGCCUGGCCGUGGCGCACCCUUAAUCGAGAAAACUACCUGGUGAUGCAAUUUGUCUUUUUUAAUUUAAUUUAAUUUAAUUUUAAAAUAAAUGCUGCAUUGGUAAAGCUGGCAGUUGGAACGAGUUGGACUGCCCAGCUUGUGUCUCUCCUGCCUGACCCUGCGGUGGCCUCGAGUCCAGCUCGGCGCACAGCAAUAAGGCCUCGGAUGUGCGCUCUCCCGGCGGGAGCCAGGGGCCAGAGCCCCGAGACACCGGGAGCACGGAGGGCCACGAUGGGCACGGACGUCAUAGGCUCUAAGCCUCAGUUUUUACGGAUUUUUUUUUUUUUUUAAACAAACGCAGGAAAGAGCCACGUGUUUGCACUUUUGUGUCCAGCCACAGCGAAGGGUCUCCCUGGCUCUGGGGACAAAUGUGGGUCUGGAGCUGGACUGGCCAGAUAGGGUCUUAGCUGCCCGGUGGCCCUAGGAGGCGGCCUUGAGCCAGGCUGCAAAAUUUGACUGCCUUAAAAUAAGACCCUCGCGGCCUGGUGGGCAGUUGGGACACCUGGCACGGGCUGGCCAUGGGCAUGCAGGAUAGGGACGCAGCGGGUGCAGAGACUGGCUUCGGCGGUGCUAGGUGGGGUGGGGGUCUGCCCGUCGGGGAGGGCGGGGCCAGGCCAUGCUGUCCUGGAGGGGUCUGCAGGAUUAUUUUGUGUUGAGUCCAUUUUUAAUGUUCUGAUCAUCUGACAGGGCACCCAAGACCCCAACUCCCAAUAAAAGUUGUGUUAUUCUUACUGACAAA